AUAGGAGAGGAAAGAGACAGACAGGCCCUGAUUUUCUUAUUUCUUGAUAUACGUUAAUUAGGAUGAUUGUUGAAACUCUUUUUGAGGUGAGAGAGUAGCGCGGCUGGGCCAUGGCAAGUAUCGGCAGAGCUACCCACUUUUUGUUCUUUCCCUCUGCCGUCUACUUCAAGUCUGUACAUAUACGCCCUCAUAUUUCUUCUCUUUCACUCAUUCUUCUCUAUCCCACUUCAAUUCUCAUCACUGCAUUUGCUUCUCUUUUCUUGGUUUUUCUUCAGUUCUUGGACUGACCCUUUUGCCCAAAAGCGGGGAGUCUUUACCUGUGGACAACACCUCUGGGUCUUAGCUACCUGUAUUGAGGAUCAAGAAUGGGUUCUGGAGUUUGGUUUAAGAAUAUAAUCAGUAAAAAGAAAGUGAAGGAAGAUAGAUCAGAGAAAUUGAAGGGCAGACUUGGCCGCUCCCUGGAAGAUGCUGCUGCUACUCAAAUUCAGACUGCAUAUCGAGCAUACUUGGCAAGGAAAACUUUUCGUCAUAUGCGAGGAAUGGUAAGGUUACAGAACAUGGUGCAACGCGAUUCUGUUAUGAAGCAAGCCUCAACUACAUUGAGUCGUCUGCACUCAUGGAGCAGGAUUCAGGCCCAGAUUAGAGCACGUCGGGUUCAUAUGGUUCUAGAAGGCCGGCUUAGGCAGAAGAAGCUGGAGAAUCAAUUGAAGCUAGAAGCAAAGCUUCAUGACCUUGAGGUGGAAUGGAGUGGUGGUUCUGAAACAAUUGAUGAAGCACUUGCAAGAAUACAUCAGAGAGAAGCAGCAGCAGUGAAGCGAGAACGAGCUAUGGCAUAUGCCUUUUCUCAUCAGUGGAGGGCCAACUCCAAUCCCAGUUUCGGAUCAGGAAAUGAAGAACUUAGCAAAGCAAAUUGGGGCUGGAGCUGGAAGGACCGCUGGAUUGCUGCUCGGCCUUGGGAAAGCCGAGUUGCAGCAUCAGAAAGUCCCAAGAAAGCACAAAGUCGUCAGGCAAACAAAACUACUAAAACCAUGUUUUCCCCUACUAGCAAAGCACCAGAUAAGGUCAAAUUAAUUUCUCCUACUGGAAAGCCUGUCCGGAAAGCAAGAAAACUAUCUUAUGAAGGAGCUCAGAAAAUAUCAGCCAAGAAAGUGAGCCCCAAACCUGAAGAGAAAAAAACUAGGAACGGAAAAGAAGGAUCUUAAUAUCCGACUUCAAAUGUUAUGCUUUCAGAAAAGUUUUCACAUUUAAAGUAAGUUAUGCAACAUAAGACUGCCGGAGCAAUCAACAAGUUUGAUAACGGCUCAUCGCUUGAUGAUUUACAUCACCGGAAAAUGGUGCAACUGUGCUUGUCAAAAGAUUCGGAAUCGAUCUGCAAGCGAUGGUUUGAUUUUCCUUCCUUUAUCCUUGUACAUUUGGAAAAAUAUAAGUUAUAAUAAUAAGCUUUUUAUGUAAUUAUAUAAAUUAUGUAUUGCAUGUGGACAAGGAAUAUCUAUUUGUGCUGGACUUUGGUCUUCUGCUGUAUCCCUUCCCGUAAAUUGUACUUAGUUUUCCGUAAAUUGAGUGGUUUGUAUUCUGCCAUGAACUA
Messenger RNA from Sesamum indicum (sesame), 1585 nucleotides. Its product is annotated as protein IQ-DOMAIN 9. NCBI's taxonomy places the organism in Eukaryota, Viridiplantae, Streptophyta, Magnoliopsida, Lamiales, Pedaliaceae. Gene Ontology annotation, molecular function: protein binding. The record is from RefSeq and is a predicted model, not a curated record.